Messenger RNA from Cottoperca gobio, 1367 nucleotides. RefSeq names its product dnaJ homolog subfamily B member 9-like. The record is from RefSeq and is a predicted model, not a curated record. The transcript is spliced from 3 exons. The coding region runs from base 152 to 832 and encodes 226 amino acids. Gene Ontology annotation, molecular function: misfolded protein binding; protein-folding chaperone binding. Gene Ontology annotation, cellular component: endoplasmic reticulum. Gene Ontology annotation, biological process: ERAD pathway. Lineage: Eukaryota; Metazoa; Chordata; Actinopteri; Perciformes; Bovichtidae.
CGUUGCGAGUCGUGGUGUUUCUUCAGGAAUGCAGCUCGUCAACAAUCGCUAGCUUUUGUUUCGCAUCAGCUGGAGCUGUUGGCGGCUGUUAGGAGUAUCCUUAGGAGUUUGUCACCUCGUCUCCAGUAGCAAAGGUGCCAAAAGCAGCAGUAUGGCCACAGCGCAGUCGGUGUUGCUGCUAGCAGUGCAUAUACUGCUGAUCACAGAGUUCAUCCUGGCCGAUGGGGACUACUACGACAUACUGGGAGUGCCUAAAGACGCCACGGAACGCCAGAUCAAGAAGGCCUUCCAUAAGCUGGCCCUGAAGUACCAUCCCGACCGAAACAAGGGCCCAAACGCGGAGGCCAAUUUCAGGGAGAUAGCAGAGGCAUAUGAGACGUUAUCAGACGAUAAGAGGAGGCGAGAGUACGACCAGUUGGGCCAUGGCCCGUCACCAGGGCAGGGCCAUCGAGGAGGAGGCGACUACAACUUCAACCAGCACUACCAGUCUUUCAACUUUGAUGACAUUUUCAAAGACUUUGACACAUUUGGUCAGCAACAGCGACACCAACACCACUUCCACACCCAAAAUGAAGCUCACCAAAAGAGACACUUUGACAGCCACUUCCAGGCCCAUCGGGAGGCCAUGAACAGACAGAAGAGACAGUUUCAGCAGGGGGGCUUCGGGCCAGGACUCUUUGAUGACAUGUUUGAGGACUUGGAGAAGAUGUUCUCCUUUAACACACACAGUUCCAGGACGGCCGGCAGAUUCCAGGGCUCGGGGAAGCAGCACUGCAGGACAGUGACUCAGCGUAGGGGCAAUAUGGUGACCACCUUCACUGACUGCUCCUGAGACGAGCAGGCGCUGGGUUUGUGGUUGUGGUUUUGAAAUUGAAUGCUAAUUUAUCAUUUUGUGGAAUAGAGAAUGGUUUCAGUGUGGCUUUUGUAAUUUUCUGUUUGUAAUUUCCUCUAGGAACAAAUAUCCAAGCUGACCUGAUUUUAAGGGCUGCUUCCAAGCAAUAACUCACUUGCAGUAUUGCUCAUUGCACAAUCCAUUAUUUAGUUUUCCUGGUUCAUUAUGUUUACUUAUGAUGGUACAAGCUAUUAGACUCAGGUAUGGCCUCAGGUUGCAAUGAGCAAUGAGGCAAUAAGAUUCAUUAAAACACCACAGAAACAUUCAUUCUGCAGCUAUUCAGGCCAUACUGUUAUUGUGCUCUCUACAACGCCAAUGUAAACCAGGCUCAUCUAAGCUAAGUGUCUGAACUCUUACAUUUUCUCUCUCGGUUUCUAUUCAUUAUCUUAAAGAUUGUACAAAAAAAAAAGAAUGACACAUUUCAAGUCACACAUUUUGAUUUAAAGCACUUGCAUCAAAUAUUUCUGUGAAAAAG